Messenger RNA from Drosophila obscura, 1905 nucleotides. Its product is annotated as fatty acyl-CoA reductase wat. Gene Ontology annotation, biological process: long-chain fatty-acyl-CoA metabolic process. The record is from RefSeq and is a predicted model, not a curated record. Gene Ontology annotation, molecular function: alcohol-forming very long-chain fatty acyl-CoA reductase (NADP+) activity. The coding region runs from base 9 to 1841 and encodes 610 amino acids. Gene Ontology annotation, cellular component: peroxisome. The transcript has 11 exons. Lineage: Eukaryota; Metazoa; Arthropoda; Insecta; Diptera; Drosophilidae.
GUGAACGGAUGGAUCAUUCCAGAGUCAAUAGAAAAAUGCACGAAGCGAAUCCUAAUAAAACCAACCGUAAGGCCUUCUCCUCAACCAGCUCAUCGAGACGCAGCAGCAGCAACAGCAAUGAAGGUACUUCUUCUGUCCACGAGGAACAUCAGUCAGAGGAGGAGCCCGAGGAAGAGCAGGACCAUCAGUCAGAGGAAGAGCCACUCUUCGAGGAGGCAGCAGCAGCACCAGCACGAGUAACAGCACCAGCCACAGCCUCAAGUACCAGCACAAACAGUGCCACAGAUGAUGGCACAGAAAGUUGCACUAGUGGUGGCAGUGGCACACCCGUUACGGAUUUCUAUAGGGACGCCAACGUACUCAUUACGGGCGGUACGGGUUUCGUUGGCAAAGUGUUAACAGAGAAAUUGCUCCGUUCGUUUGGAUUGCGUAAAAUUUACAUGCUGAUACGCAGCAAGGACAACAUGAGCGUACAGGAGCGUUUGCAGGGAUUUUUCAAUGAAUCGAUAUUCAAUAGAAUUCGCGAGGAGUCACCACAUUUGUUGGCGAAGGUGCAUCCGAUACGCGCUGAUUACAGUGCCAUCGACCUGGACAUUGAUGCCGCCGACCGAGCAAUGCUCUCGUCUGAGGUCCAGAUUGUCUUCAAUGUUGUGGCAUCGGUGAAAUUCAAUGAGAAGCUAAGCGAUGCCAUUGAUAUAAAUGUCUUGGGCACCAAGAAAAUACUCGAUUUGGCCAUGGAAAUGAAGCAAUUGAAGUCGUUUGUGCACAUUUCGACACUGUACUGCAACUGCAAUCGCAAAUUUAUCAACGAACAAGUGUACGAGAACGAAAUUGGCUACGAAAAAAUCAUACAGAUCUAUCGCACCUUUGAUGAUGAAACGCUGGAGAAGAUGCGCCACUGCCUCAUUGGCCAAAUGCCCAACACCUACACAAUGACCAAGAAAUGUGCAGAAAAUCUGGUGAAUCAUCGGGCACUCCAUAUGCCAGCGGGCAUCUUUCGACCGCCCAUAGUAAUGUCAACGUACAAGGAUCCAUUUCCCGGCUGGACUGAUAAUUUGUACGGGCCAUCAGGUUUAUGCACUUGGUCCGCCCGGGGACUCGUCCGUUGCAUUUACGGUACGGCCAAAUGCAAGGCGAACAUGGUGCCCGCCGAUUAUGUGGUGAAUGCCAUGAUAGCAACCGCCUGGGAUAUAGCCAGAAGAUUUAAGAUACGUGCCACGCAAACGGAUUCCAAGUCAGAGCUACCCGUCUACAACUACGUAUCCGAUGUGAACAACAUUACCUGGGGCGAGUACAUGCGAUUGUCGCGCAAAGGCUUUCACGAGCCCUUCGACAAGGCGCUUUGGUGCUUCUCGUACGUUAUAAUACCAUCGAAGCCUCUGCAUUGUGCAAUUGCAUUUUUCUUGCACAAUAUCCCAGCUUAUAUUUUAGAUUUAAUUGCCAUGGUCACCGGACAAAAGCGCAUCUAUGUAAAGGCAUAUAAGAAAAUCUCUCGCAUCAUCGAUAUGAUGGCCUGGUUUGGUCUGAAGGAGUGGAAAUUCUCGCAUCGGAAUAUUGACGAAUUGAACGAGCUGUUGCCACGGGACGAGCGCACGUUGCUGCAGUUCAACAUUGCAACGAUUAAUUGGAGCGAAUAUUUUCGCUCGUACCUCAGCGGCAUCAGGCGCUACUUCUUUAAGGAUAACGCUAACGAUAAUAAAUUACAGCAGCGCAAAACUAUUUAUCGCAGGAUGCUCUUCCUGCACACGCUGCUGAAGACAACAUUUGGUCUUUCAUUAAUUAUGUGCAUGCUCAAGAUUUAUCUCAGGAUUUUCAAAAUUAUACCAAAGAUUGCACUCUGAACACUCACUGCGCGUUUCAUUAUAAAUUAUAAUCAGAAUGAUACCAGCAGUUGGUUGCUCUUAA